Molecule: messenger RNA, 840 nt
Organism: Blepharisma stoltei
Lineage: Eukaryota; Ciliophora; Heterotrichea; Heterotrichida; Blepharismidae
Source: the annotation of a GenBank genome assembly
AUGAAUUUCUCUUCUAAAAUUGACAAAUCAGUUUUUCAAAAUUAUCGCGGCCUCAGCUUAUCACAGAAGACUUUAAAUGCUUCUCUUAAAUACCUUAAAGGCCAAACGAGCUAUGAUGAUUAUGUUACAAAUAUUGAUGACAAAGAUAAAGAAAUUUUCCGUUCAUUCUUAACAAAUAAAAAGCCUAAACACUCAAUUAAAAAAACCCUUAAAAAGAGAAAAAGAAGCUCAAUUCCUUCCUUUGUCUAUGACUUUUUAGAUCAGCAGCAGCCAGUUUUGCGAAAAAUCAGCUCUAAACCUUUUAAUUCUUAUUUUUCCAGGAUAAAAGCCAAAUUGAAUUAUUUUUCAUAAAUUAAUUUAAUAUAUAAAAUUGAGGAUUUUUAGAACAGAAAAAUUAUUCUAGAACCUUUUAACCAAUUGGCUUGUAGACCAAAAUCUUUACCAAGGUUAAAACAAGAAAUAGCGAAAAAUCCAGCAUUAGAAUGUAAAACUCCGAAACUGCCAAAACUUUAUUAUGAAAGCUAUAAAAAUCUGCAUGGGAAUGGGCUGAAAUUUAAAGAAAAAAACAAAGGAAAUUCAAGCAUCUCAAAGGCAAAUAUUUUUAAACCCUACACAGUAGAAAUAAGCCCUAGGUCAAAAAUGACCAUUUUUAGUAGUUCGCCGAUACCUCGUUCUCGUUCUGAAUUAAAAGGAAAAGGACAUAAAUUUUUAGGAGUGUGUGAUACCUCAAUAUCUCCUAGGAGAAGUUUAAGCCCAGAUAAGCUUUUUUCAAGUAUUAAACAAAAUGAUAGGACAAAACAAGUUAUGAGCAGACUUGCUUCUAAUGUAGCUUAUUAUUAA